AUGUCAACUCUCACACCGGAAGCUCUCGGUGCCCUGCUUCAAGGGCUCGGCACGGAUCCCAUCCCUACCAGGGCUUGCCCUAUACCUGCAUACUCGGCCGACCCGUCGACAUCUACCGCCACGUUGACCAACGGCGAUCUGACGAUACCAGUACCACGUUUGCGUCACAAGGGAAAGAAGUCGCCAGCCGACCAAUGUGCCGACUUCGCCGCAAAUUUUCCGCCUGGUCAUCCACUCUUCCAAAUUCCCAACGCCGCUGGGAUCCAUCUACCCAUUUUCUUCACUUCAAAUUCUCUCCAUCGGCUUAUUCUCCCCUUCGUCUUCCAACGUCAGAGAUCGUACGGACACGAUCUGCAGGCUGGCCUCCAUGACCCUUCGGCAGGCCGCUCCGGUCGCAAGCGGGUUAUCGUCGAGUUCUCGUCGCCCAACAUCGCCAAGGAGUUUCACGCCGGACAUCUGCGGAGCACCAUCAUCGGCGCCUUCAUCUCAAACCUACACGAGAAAAUGGGAUGGGAUGUAAUUAAGCUCAACUACCUUGGAGAUUGGGGCAAGCAGCUUGGCCUCUUGGCUGUUGGCUGGCAGCGUUUCGGUUCAGAGGAGGAGCUAGCCCGCCAGCCACUUACACAUCUGCUUGACGUCUAUGCCCAAAUCAACGCCCAGUUCAAGCCUGAACAAGACGAGAGCAAGAAGGCCCGCGACGAGGGCCGUGAUACCAGCGAAAUCGAGUCCCGUGGCAUCUUCGCCGAGCGCAAUGCCUACUUCCGUCGCAUGGAAGAUGGUGAUCCAGAGGCCCUGGCGCUUUGGUGGCGCUUUCGUGACAUCAGCAUCGAGAGAUACACGUCGACCUAUACACGCCUCAACAUCGCCUUUGACGAAUAUUCCGGCGAAUCUCAGGUGAAGAGCUCCACUGUCGACGAGGUCGAGCGCGAUUUAAAGGACAAGGGGGUAUACGAAGAGCAUAAUGGGUCGUGGGUUAUAGAUUUCAAGAAGCACAAUGCCAAGCCGCUCCACAUUGCCGUCGUCCGCGGGCGCACCGGCAGCACCACAUAUCUACUGCGGGACGUGGCGGCCGUGUUGGAGAGGGAGAAAAAAUACGGCUUCGACAAGAUGAUCUACGUCCUCAUCGGACGCCCCGACCUUGCUGCUCGCCUGCAGCAUGUGAGCUUUGGCAAAGUCAUCGGUAUGUCCUCACGGCUAGGUAACGUGAAACUACUUGGAGACAUUAUUGAUCAGACCGGAGCAGCCAUGCACGAGGUGAUGCGCCGCAAUGCCGCCAAGUACGCGCAGGUGCAGGACCCCGAAUCUGUUUCCGACAUUGUCGGCAUAUCCGCCGUCAUGGUGCAGGAUAUGUCCGGUAAGCGAGUCAACAAUUACCCAGUCGAUAUCGCACACAUGACAUCGUUUGAGGGGAAUACGGGAACAUAUCUUCAGUACUGCCACGCCCGACUGAAUUCCACAUUGCGCAAAGCCGGACUUGCGCAAGAGGACAUUGCCAAAUAUAUCCAGGACCAUCCAACCACACUCGACAACGGGACGGAAAAGAGACACUGCGUAGACUUGCUGCGUCUGAUGUCGCAGUAUCCAGACGUAACCGCAACAGCUUUACGAAACCUUGAGCCAAGCACUAUCCUUACCUACCUAUUCCGACUGGCACAUCAGUUCUCGUCGUCCUACGACGUAGUACAAGUUAUAGGAACAAAUGAGGGGCGUUAUAUUAUGCUCGGCCGAGCUGCACUCUAUGAAGGCGCCCGCCAAGUCUUGGAAAAUGGCAUGAAGUUACUAGGAAUUACUCCCGUGGAGAGGUGA
Molecule: messenger RNA, 1806 nt
Organism: Drechmeria coniospora
Lineage: Eukaryota; Fungi; Ascomycota; Sordariomycetes; Hypocreales; Ophiocordycipitaceae
Product: arginyl-tRNA synthetase
Exons: 3
Coding region: 1-1806 (601 amino acids)
Biological process (GO): mitochondrial translation; arginyl-tRNA aminoacylation
Cellular component (GO): cytoplasm; mitochondrion
Molecular function (GO): ATP binding; arginine-tRNA ligase activity
Source: RefSeq, a predicted model, not a curated record